CCUGAGACCAUCUCCUCCGCCUCCACCAAAGUGCCCGUCAAGUACGGGGAGCUCAUCGUGCUGGGGUACAAUGGCUCCCUGCCCAACGGCGACCGAGGGAGGCGCAAAAGCCGCUUUGCUCUGUGCAAGAGACCCAAGGCCAACGGGGUGAAGCCCAGCACUGUGCACGUAGCCUGCACACCUCAGGCAGCCAAGGCCAUCAGCAACAAGGACCAGCACAGCAUCUCCUACACCCUGUCCCGCGCACAGACGGUGGUGGUGGAGUACAUGCAUGACAGCAAUACGGACAUGUUCCAGAUCGGCCGGUCCACAGAGAGCCCCAUAGACUUCGUGGUGACGGACACGGUGGUGGGGAGCCAUGGUAACGGGGAGGCUCAGACCGCGCAGAGCACCAUCUCGCGCUUCGCCUGCCGCAUCCUGUGCCAGCGCAGCCCCCCCCACACUGCACAGGUCUACGCCGCCGGCUUCGACUCCUCCAAGAACAUCUUCCUGGGGGAGAAAGCGGCGAAGUGGAAGACGUCGGACGGACAGAUGGACGGGCUGACGACCAACGGCGUGCUGGUGAUGCACCCGGGACACGGCUUCACGCAGGACUCCCGGCCGGGCGUGUGGAGGGAGAUCUCUGUCUGCGGCAACGUCUUCACCCUGAGGGAGACGCGCUCCGCCCAGCAGAGGGGCAAGAUGGUGGAGAACGAGACGCAGGAGCUGGUGGACGGCUCUCUGAUAGACCUGUGCGGGGCGACCCUGCUGUGGCGCACGGCGGAGGGGCUGUCGCGCACGCCCACGCUGAAGCACCUGGAGGCGCUGCGGCAGGAGAUCAACGCGGCGCGGCCGCAGUGCCCCGUGGGCUUCAACACGCUGGCCUUCCCCAGCAUGCGCCGCAAGGACGUGCUGGACGACAAGCAGCCCUGGGUCUACCUGCGCUGCGGCCACGUGCACGGCUACCACAGCUGGGGCGGGGGCCGGGCCCCGGGGCCCGGGCCGGAGGAGGAGCGGGAGCGCGAGUGCCCCAUGUGCCGGGCCCGCGGCCCCUACGUGCCCCUGUGGCUGGGCCAGGAGGCCGGCUUCUACCUGGACGCCGCCCCGCCCACGCACGCCUUCGCCCCCUGCGGACACGUCUGCUCGGAGAAGACCGCCGCCUUCUGGAGCCAGAUCCCCCUGCCGCACGGCACCCACACCUUCCACGCCGCCUGCCCCUUCUGCGCCCAGCAGCUGAGCGGGGAGCAGGGCCAGGUCAGACUCAUAUUCCAGGGCCCUCUGGACUAGCCUCCGCCCCCCCACCCUGGGGGCUCCGCGUGAGGCAAAGAAGUAUAAGCUAGUUUCUCCGUUUUUUUGUUGUUCGUUUUCUUUUUACGUUUUCCUUUCUCUACCCCCCCCCCCCCCUUUUAUCCGGACUGUUUUCAAGUGACCUUUUAAAAUGCUUUUUAAUUUUUAUUUACGACGAAACGAAACAAAGAUGACUAUAUUUUCAUGCAAUACGACGUAGGGACGAAAAUAGCCUCGCACCCUCAUGCAGACGUUAAACGGGUGAACUUUUUUUGCAAAGUCUGAGCAGUAUUUUAUUACUAAUAUAUUGUGGAAGGCGGGUUUUACUAUUCUGUAAUGCAAUAUACACCAUUAUACAUCAUUCAGA
Conger conger (European conger) is the source of this 1633-nucleotide messenger RNA. It is a transcript of the gene peli1b, whose product is annotated as pellino E3 ubiquitin protein ligase 1b. The annotation marks the transcript as partial. Gene Ontology annotation, molecular function: ubiquitin protein ligase activity; protein binding. The record is from RefSeq and is a predicted model, not a curated record. Gene Ontology annotation, biological process: regulation of Toll signaling pathway; protein K48-linked ubiquitination. The transcript has 6 exons. Lineage: Eukaryota; Metazoa; Chordata; Actinopteri; Anguilliformes; Congridae.